This is a messenger RNA of Macaca mulatta (Rhesus monkey), 8295 nucleotides long. RefSeq names its product secretory carrier membrane protein 1 (gene SCAMP1). The record is from RefSeq and is a predicted model, not a curated record. NCBI's taxonomy places the organism in Eukaryota, Metazoa, Chordata, Mammalia, Primates, Cercopithecidae. Gene Ontology annotation, cellular component: recycling endosome membrane; trans-Golgi network membrane. Gene Ontology annotation, biological process: protein transport.
GCAUAUCUGCAUGGAUAUGUAUUAUGUUUUUAUACAAUUACAUGUUAUUUUAUGUAAGUAUAGAUAUACACUAUUAUAAGAAUAUUUAAAGAAAUGUACUAGGUUGUUAAUGUAGGGGAAGAGAAGAGGGAAUACAAGGAAUAAAAAAAUUUUUAAGUGAAAAAUUCAAUAUGUAUGUCAUGACUCCAUUUAUACAUUUAUGUAAAAUAAUGUAUAGAGAUGUAAAAAAUAAAAAAUGCAGAUCCAGAGCCCCUAUCUCAGAUCCUUUCAAGCAGAAUCUUAGGAGGUAUGGUGAGGUAGAUGUCUGCAUCUUCAACAGGUAUUCCAAAUUAUUCUAUAACAGUAAAGUCUGCAAACCUUUGCGUUAGGUGCAAAUAUCAUUAGCUGUAAACACAACAUAGUUGGAAAUUUCCAUUCUGCAAUGCAGGCUCAGUUGAUCCUCAUUGUCUUGGAACAUAGUAGAUGCAUAAAAAAUAGUGCUGAUUAUUUUGAGUCAUUUGGAGGACAGGUGGAGGGAGUGAGGGCAAAAGUGGUGAGAGGAGCAGAUGAGCUGGGCAAGGACAUCCUUGCUUGGGAGAAAAGUGGCAAAGCGUGUAAGAACAUACUGAGCCUCCUUGCCACUUUUGACAUUCAACCAAUAUUUCUUAGGCACUACGUAUAUAUGCAGGACACUUUUCUGUAUCUUGUUUAUGUUAAUUCUUAAAUAAUCCUUUACAGACUCAGAGAGGUGAAAAGAAUAGCACAGGUAGUAUCAGAAUUGGGAUUAAAACCUGACACAUACACUGAGCAGCAAGUUAAAACCGGGCACUGGGCAGCUGAGGAUGCGAUGAUGAGUACAAUAGACUGCUUGCACUUUUUGAUAUCUAGAAUCUUACAACUCUGCUGUGAUCCUCCUUGUCUGCUGUCAUUUACUAGUUGACAUCUUCGUUGACUACCUAGAAGCAGCUGCUUCGACAUCUAUUCCAACCUAGAUCCCGUCAAAGGGAGAUUACAACAAAUGUGCUUUUUGUCUGUCAUCUCUAGCUAGUGUUUCACAGUGGGGGAAGUAUCAUUUCCUAGGUGACUUUGCAUAGAGCAAGCUCCCCAAAGGCCAAGGAAUACUCAAUCUAGAUUCUUCCAACCCUCCGGUACCCACCAAGUCAAAAGAAUUCUGGCUUCCUGUAGCUUCAUCUAAGUGCUUUUCUGUUAGGGCAGAAGGAAAAGUGAGGAAAGCGAUGCUCUUUCAAUAAGUUUGGUGGUGGGGCGGGGUGGGGGGAAGGAAUGGUACUGAUUUUUUUUUUUGAGACGGAGUCUCGCUCUGUCUUCCAGGCUGGAAUGCAGUGGCCCGAUCUCGGCUCACUACAACCUCCGCCUCCCGGGUUCAAGCGAUUCUCCUGCCUCAGCCUCCUGAGUAGCUGGGACUACGGGCGUCCGCCACCACCCCCGGAUAAUUUUUGUAUUUUUAGUAGAGACGGGGUUUCAUCAUAUUGGCCAGGCUGGUCUCGAACUCCUGACCUUGUGAUCCGCCCGCCUCGGCCUCCCAAAGUGCUGGGAUUACAGGCGUCAGCCACCGCGCCCGGCCAGUACAAAUUAAUUUCUUAACACAUCUUUUGAUCAUCUCGUCCUUGGUGUUGGAAAAGACUAGGGAAAAUCCAAAAGUGUCUAUUUGGUGCCCAAAUGCUAGAGUUAAUACUCGAGGGCCUUGAUCUCUGGCCUCUUACCAUCCCUCUCCCAUUAUUUCUGAAGAAGUAGCCAUUUUGCAGAUUCCGGAGGAUGGCAGCCAGGGCCGGCCCUUCGGACUGAAUCUCAUCUCAUUCUCCAGGCUCCUUGGAUCAAGCUGGGACCGGCAGCGCCAAGGCUGCUCUCCGUGAUUUAGCAGCAACUUAGAGUCAGAGAGACCGGAAGAUGGGAGGCCGGGAUUCUCAGGUGGGGUCACGAGUGCUCAAAAACCCGUAGCAGCGGCCGCGUCCCCGCCCCGGGGAGGUGAUCUGCGGCUGGCGGUGCAGUGGCCUCUCCAGUGUCCGCGUCCGAUGGUCUAACGGCACUGCUCCCGGGGUGCGCGACCCGCGACUCGGGCUGCCUCCCCCAACCUGGCAAGUGUGCGUCCUUCCCACAAAAUGCCACCACUUCCCUAAGUCACGCUGGGCCCCGGGGAGCUGAUUUGAAAUUGGUCUUCAGAAGACCGAGCAGGGCCGGACGCAGCCGGCCUCCGGCUGAGAGCGGAGGGGAAGCGUCCCAUACUCUCCGAGAAUCCCGCGGGCUAGUGGCGUGUGGGACGCUUUUCAUCCGCUCUCAGUUCCCGGUUCCUACGUCCCAACUCCCUACUCGGUCGCAGCCAAAGCCCGGAGCGUGCGAUCCGGACCUGGAGGAACCGGACGGCGAACGCGAGCGGCGCCGCGGCCGGGAGCCUGCCGCACCGGGCAUGCUCAGUGGCGCGGCCGGCUGGGUGGCCCGCGAGCUGCACCCGGAUCUGCUCGGCGGCGGCGACGUGAGCGCGCAGGGGGGCGGCGGCCUCGCCUCGUCUCUCUCUCAGCGCCUGGGUCGGGUGGGUGACGCCGAGAGCCAGAGAGAUGUCGGAUUUCGAUAGUAACCCGUUUGCCGACCCGGAUCUCAACAAUCCCUUCAAGGAUCCAUCAGUUACACAAGUGACAAGAAAUGUUCCACCAGGACUUGACGAAUAUAAUCCAUUCUCGGAUUCUAGAACACCUCCACCAGGCAGUGUGAAGAUGCCUAAUGUACCCAAUACACAACCAGCAAUAAUGAAACCAACAGAGGAACAUCCAGCUUAUACACAGAUUGCAAAGGAACAUGCAUUGGCCCAAGCUGAGCUUCUUAAGCGCCAGGAAGAACUAGAAAGAAAAGCCGCAGAAUUAGAUCGUCGGGAACGAGAAAUGCAAAACCUCAGUCAACAUGGUAGAAAAAAUAAUUGGCCACCUCUUCCUAGCAAUUUUCCUGUUGGACCUUGUUUCUAUCAGGAUUUUUCUGUAGACAUUCCUGUAGAAUUCCAAAAGACAGUAAAGCUUAUGUACUACUUGUGGAUGUUCCAUGCAGUAACACUGUUUCUAAAUAUCUUCGGAUGCUUGGCUUGGUUUUGUGUUGAUUCUGCAAGAGCGGUUGAUUUUGGAUUGAGUAUCCUGUGGUUCUUGCUUUUUACUCCUUGUUCAUUCGUCUGUUGGUACAGACCACUUUAUGGAGCUUUCAGGAGUGACAGUUCAUUUAGAUUCUUUGUAUUCUUCUUCGUCUAUAUUUGUCAGUUUGCUGUACAUGUACUCCAAGCUGCAGGAUUUCAUAAUUGGGGCAAUUGUGGUUGGAUUUCAUCCCUUACUGGUCUCAACCAAAAUAUUCCUGUUGGAAUCAUGAUGAUAAUCAUAGCAGCACUUUUCACAGCGUCAGCAGUCAUCUCACUAGUUAUGUUCAAAAAAGUACAUGGACUAUAUCGCACAACAGGUGCGAGUUUUGAGAAGGCCCAACAAGAGUUUGCAACAGGUGUGAUGUCCAACAAAACUGUCCAGACCGCAGCUGCAAAUGCAGCUUCAACUGCAGCAUCUAGUGCAGCUCAGAAUGCUUUCAAGGGUAACCAAAUUUAAGAAUCUUCAAACAAUACACUGUUACCUUUUGACUGUACUUUUUUCUCCAGUUACUGUAUUCUACAAAUAUUUUUAUGUUCGAAACACAGAGUACAGACAGCAUGGAUAUUUCCUGUUCACUUGUGCAUGGGCUAAAACCAGGAAAACUUCCUUGUCUUAUUACUUUACCUAAUAGUUUCUUAAUAUUUCAGUGCCCCUUGCAGAAAAAAUAUUACAUGCUAAAUAAAUAUUCUCCAUAUUUUUUGGGGGAUGAUGUUCAGUGAAUUAUUUCAGUGGUGACCCACUGAAAAUUAAUAAUGGUACUUAUGAUUAAAAACACAUUUAAUACUAACUGCAGUAGUUCUUUCAAGAAUCUUUAGAGAUAAGGAUUGCGCAUUGGAAAAGUAAACUAUGUUUCAUUCCUUUUUCCCUAUUUAUAUUGAAAGAAAUAGGCCAGCAGAGACUUAGGGAUUUUAAAUUGGCUUGCUUUUUAGCUGUUUCAGUCACCAGUGAAGAGCCUAUUUGCAUUUUGUAGUAGAUAAUGUAGUAUUUAUCAUCUUUUUCUUUUCUUUUUUUUUUUAGAGUAGCUGGUAUUUUGAUAACAAUCUCUGAUUUGCAUGGGCACUACAUUUCUUAUAUUAAGAGAAUUAGUAUUUUGGCUUCUGUACUGCUUGUGGUUGUAGGAUUCAGGGGUUAAUGGAAUCACAGAAAUGGUUUUCUGCAAGAGUUUCUUUUAAAUAAAAAGUUUGGGGGUGCAAUAUAAGAAUUUAAUAUAAUAUGCAGUACAUUAUCCAAAAGAGAAGGUAGUUAAUGCAGUAGAAAGUAGUGGUAAUAAUUCCUUUAAAAAAAAAAUUUCGGUAGUCAUAUAGUAACAUUUUGCUAUAUGAAAACUUUGGUAUAUUCUGUGGUUACAACUAAGAUUGUGUCUGGCAGCUCUUUUUGGGGGAUGUGUGUGUGUGAUUUUUAACAGAGGUAUUAAAGGCUAGUCUAACUGUUGUCUAAAAAGAAUGUACAGUAUUUAAGGGAUUUUCCUUUUAGCUUUUAAUCUCCAGUGGCAUUAAACCUAAAAAGACCCUGGCAUUUUUUCAUAUACUUGAAUCCCUAAAUGCACCUGUCUUUCACUUUUUGAGACAGACUGAAUAUACCUAAAAUUUCCAGCAAUAGAAAAAAAAAAAGCAUUUAACUUGCACCAAGCAAGAAAAUAUAAAUACAGUUAAAUGCAUUAAGAUAAUCACAUUAAAAUUGUUACUAUGCAGCACAGAACUUCGUUCUUAUAGUAUUCUUGGGUUCAAACUUGGAAUCAAUUUUAACACUGAUUAAGUGACUCAAAGACAUUUGUAAGUCAUGCUACUGUGUUUUGAAAGUCUAGCUAAUUUAAGAUUGCAGAAUGAUAGAUGGUGAUUUUUCAAUUAGAUUUUAAGUAAGGAUUGUGAUAUUAGAGGCUGGAAAUCCUUAUUUUUUAAAAAAUCAGAUAGGCAUAAAUAGUUAAAUUGCUUUCAUUCUCCCCAAACCUGGAGUUACAGAAAAAGUUUCAUGCUAGAGGUGGGAUGCCAAGUUCUCACUAUCCAUGAAGCAGCGCUGUGUGUUACUAGGUAACGCAGAUCCAUCCAGAUGGUGUUUACAUUUGAUUUAUUUGGGAUCUUAUUGACAUCAGGUAUACUUGGAAGACAUUUCUUUUACUCUUCAGCAUAUGAAUUUAAAGCUGUUUUUGUAAAUAUUUCGAAUCAGCGAUAAUUUCUACCUACAUUCUCAACCAACUUAGCCAGUUUGUUUUUUAGAGCUUGUAGUGUUAUUGGAAAUCUUUUUUAUCAGUAUGCUUUAUUGAGUGUAGAUUUUGCACACAUUCAAAACAUUAACCACAGAAUACAGCAAGAGCCCCUAUAUUCACUAUUAACUUACAUCCCAAGUCCAUUUUUUUCUACACACUACAAACAAAAGAUAUAUUAGAAACUUUUGAAAAAUGCUGAAAUACUUUGCUUCAGAAUUGGAAUGUUUAUAUUACAUAGAAAUCCUCAAAGGUAGCAUUAUUAAAUAGCAAAGAAUAAUUAGAACCCACAUCUUUUUUUGUGUGGAUGGAGAAAAUGUUUUAAAAUUCAGUUAUUUAAUACCAGUUUGAGAGAGAAAAUUGUUUUUUAAAAAUAUACAUAUGCAUUGAAAUGAUGGCAAUGCUUAUAGUAUGAUCAAGUAUGAAAGGAGCUUUAAAUUCUUAUAUUUACUUUUCUCUAUCAGUAAAUUGUUAAAUUUUCACUCAGCAAAAGAUUGGCAUUUGUUAGUGUUUUAUAUUUAAUACUAAAAUCACAGUCAUGAAAUCAUAGUCAUAAAUGGUCUUCACAUAGUAGUCAUCCGUGUUAUUUUUCAGUUUGUAAUAUUAAAUUAUGGCAAUUUUAUUUCAAACUAAAGUUUGAACACUGGAAAAUCAUUACUCAGUGAUUUGUAAUUUGGGACUUGGAUUAUUUAUCUAGAGAUGUUUGUAUAUUUUGUCAGUAACUAAUAUUGCGCUGCCAUCAUGGUGACUGUCAUGGUUCUACAGAAAUGCCCUCCAUGUGUCCCUCUAAUGUUGCAUGUUUCAGUGGGUUAGAAGUUUUGUAUAUUUAUUGUAUUAACACAGAGUGUCAUAAAAUAAAAUGCUGUUUACUGGAUGUUUGUUUGUAUAAUUUUGAACAUUAUAAUAGCAAUUCAGAGACAGACAUUGUUAAAGGUUUGAUGUAUAUAGAAAUUCCAUGUUUGAUUUUUUAAAAAUAUGUGUAUAAGUCUGUCAUGUGCUAAACAAAGUAAUAUGAAAGACCUAGUUAAAAACUCUGAGCAACAUAAAAUGACCAUUUUUCUGUUGCAUUAGACCUUUACAGGUAGUGGAACAGGAGUUUCAUCCAUAUUAAAUAGUUUGGCCCCUUUAAGGUCAAAAUACAGAUCAUCUAGAAGUUAGAUUCAAAAUGGAAAACCUAUUCGUGGCUCAGAUAUUUCAUUGUGGAUUAAAAAUGGGUGUCUCUGUACUAGUAUUGUAUUUAUUCAAUUGUAUUCUGAUUUCUAACUUUGCUACCUAUUGCUGUUUUAUGUACUGAUGAAAGUACUUAUUUGUGUAUAUUGGAUUUUUCACUUGGUUAGCUAAAGAAGAUGUAAAAAUAUCUAAAAUAAUGUUCAUGGUGAAUCUUCUUUUGAGAAAUACAUGUUAAAAAAGGAACGGUAUUAUUUUCUGGUUGUUGUAUUUUAAAAAGCGAGUUUGGAUUUUUACACCUAAUUUACUUGGAAAAUAUUCUGUAAUUCAUGUUAAGAUAAUGUAUGGUUUGCAUUUUAAGGGGAUUUAUGUUAGGUUAAUUAGUCGUUUCUGUAAAUCAUUUGUAAUAGUGCUUUUUACUCAUUACUGUAUCUUUUUCUGAAAACACUGUUGUUAACAUCUGAUUCGGUACCCUUAUUGGUACAAAUCUGUGUUUAGCAUGACUGUUUAUAUACAGAAUUUUGUUAUAUUUUGAGCAUUUUUUUCCCCUGCUUAUGUAUACCUUAGAAUUACCAUGGCUGUCAUAUACCAUUUCACUAUAUCUCCUUUCAGUUUUUCCUUAAGGAAAAUGUCCAGAGGAAUUUGUUCAUUUCAUGUGAUUAAGCCCUUUAGAGGUGAAAAAAGAUUGGUUAAUUUUAAAAAAUUGAGGAUGGUUAAAAAAUAGAAAACACCUUACUUUGAUACAUUUUAAAGUACAAUAGUAUACAUUUAUUUAGAGUAGAAUAAUGUGUUUAAAACAUGAGUUGUUUUAAAUACUUUUUUAUUAAGCUAAAAAGUUUUAUCUCACAUAUUAAGUAUUAUAGAAAGUGAAGUAUUUUGGCUAGAAUUUUAGGGCACAUUUUAUAAAGCAGCAUGCCUGUAAUAUUGGUGGGUAUUUUUCAACUUUAGGACUUUGUCACAGUAUGUAGAGAGCUAGAAAUAAAUCUAGAAACUUUCUAAGCCAGGUAUUGCCACUAAUCUAUCUUAUAUAAGCAGAUCUCUCUUACUUGAAGGUUGUAGGAAAAUAGGGAAAAGACUGCUCUCCAGUUUUCUCACCCCAACCCCCCCCCCCGCCGUGGGUUUUAUAUUUGCAAUUUAACUUUGGGGUUUGGGUAAGACAUUUAAUGUAUAUAAUUUUGAUUAGUACUGGCCAGGGAACAUGGGAACUGUCAUGUGGCAAUGUAGUGAGUGUUAAACUUUGUGUUUGUCCAAAUCCUGAUUUAUUUUCCAGUUCAUAUCUUUCUGGGCUUGACAUGGCUGAUGGUGUAGCUGAAACGCUCCUAACACUAAAAGCCAUUUAAUCUUUUCUCUAAUAGGAGCAGAAAAUAGUUAAUCACCACCUAGUAAUAUAAAAUUACUCUGAAUAUUAUCUUCUAUACAUUAAAACAGUUCUAUACCAUACAAGUUUUAUUUUUAAUUUCUAGUUAUUUUCAGUGCUUACUUAAAUGUAAUUCUAGAAUUCCUCCACAACUUUUAAUAUUUUGUAUGCCAGUGAUUCUCAAGAUAAAUCAUGGUUGUAGUAGUUGUUACUGUUGGCAGUUUGUCGUAAUAUUCAGGUAUUUGGGGAUGGGGGAAAACACCAAAAAUCAGUGUCUUUUAUCUGGUGAUCACUUUGGUGUCUACAGUAUUCUAGUCUCCUGCACAAAAACUGAACCCACUGGGCCUAUGCAUCCCUCACAUUUUUUUUCUAGUAUAAAAGCAAUACAUAUGUGUUGUAGAACAAUUAAAAAUUCAGAAAGUGAUAAAUGCGAAAAUAAAAAUAAAUCCUUAAUUCUGUCA